This is a messenger RNA of Rhagoletis zephyria (snowberry fruit fly), 1926 nucleotides long. Its product is annotated as bromodomain-containing protein DDB_G0280777. The record is from RefSeq and is a predicted model, not a curated record. Gene Ontology annotation, molecular function: chitin binding. Gene Ontology annotation, cellular component: extracellular region. Lineage: Eukaryota; Metazoa; Arthropoda; Insecta; Diptera; Tephritidae.
AUUUGAGCUCACGCGUUGAAAACAAAAGUGCUGAACUAACGGUCGUUAACAGAUAAAGUAUUAACGGUUUAAUGGGCUGCAACAAACGAAGCCAUCAUUGUGAACUCAAGUGCAACUAAAGCAAUAAGCAAAAGUGAGAAUUUGUGAAUUUUCGCAGUGAAAAAUUGUUGCAAAUAACUUCAAAAGAAGCAAGUUUAACUAAAAAAAAAGAAGUAAACAAUUGUAGAACGUGCUUUUUAAAAACAAAGUGUACGUGUUCCGGUUCUUUUAAGACACUUCUUUGCUGCAGGGAACGGAAAAGGCCAAUACUUUGGUUUGCGUUUGUUUGGAUACUCACUCGCCUUUGUUAGCGCUAAACAGUUGGAAUAAAUCACAAAUAACAAUGCACUUGCGUUUCAUACUGCUAGUCUCUGCGACGUGCCUAUUGGGCAGCGCGUAUUCUGCUGCGAACAGCGACGUCACCGCCUCAGCAACUACGGCAAAACCGCAAGGCUUUGCUGCACGCUCCAUUGAUGCGACCGAUGAGGAGGAUGAAUUUGAAUCGCAAGCGCAAACACAUUUGGCUUAUCGGCAGCAACAACAACCACAGCAAUUACAACAACGUCAAUUAUAUGACUAUAGUCAGUCGGAGGAGGAUCAGGAGGAAGCACCACGGCAAAUCUAUCAAAGUCGUAAUGUAAAACAGCAGAGUAAUUACUUGAAACAGAAUAAGAAACCGACGACGAGUGAGGAGGAAAGUGAAGAAGAAGUGGAAGAGGAACCAGACAGAUUGUCACUACUGUUGGCCAAGUCUUCGUUUAAUUGCAAUUCGAAAAAUUCGGGCUACUACGCCGAUGAGUCACUGAAUUGCGAAGUUUUCCAUUAUUGCCAAGAUAAUCAACGUCAUUCUUGGAUCUGUCCUGAGGGUUUUACUUUCCAUCAAAUACAUCUAAUCUGCAUGCCGCCAUCGCACGAUAACAUCUGUCAGCAAUCGUCGAAAUAUCAUAUUGUUAACGAUUACCUCUACAAGCCAAUCAAUCUUCAUGAACACCAAAGCAAGCCAAAUGUGACCCUACGCUACUCGGAGCGUUACUAUCCCGAAAACUAUUAUGACAAUGAGCGUUAUGAUGAUGAAGAGGAAGCGCCACGCCAACGCGUAAAUCAUCAAAGGCAACCGGUUCAAGUUGGCUUCCAACAACAGCAGCAGCCACAACAACAACAACAACAACCCAUCUAUCAGCAGCAACGUCAGCAGGUACAACAGGUACGUCACCAGCCCAUACAACAACAACAACAGCAGCAAACAACCGUUUAUCGUAAACCUGCCACCACAACCACGACUCAACCACAGCCUCAAGCACAACUCAUACAACCUAUUCAACAACAUCCGAUUCAACAGCGACCCAUCGGGCAAACUAUUGCACCACUGGUUACACCAAGUCCUUACAGAUUUUUCACUGCCGCAUCACCACUGCAACACGCUGUGCCACAACCGCAAGUCUAUCGUACUCCCGAGGAGAUUAACAUAUCACUGCUGCAACGACGCCCACAACUUUUCGUUGCCACUUCAACGCCGCGUUACUAUGAGGAUGAUUACCUGUACGAGCGACGAAAGUAAAAUAAAAAACAAAAUAAAAUUAAUUAAAAAUCCGACCUCGACACUUGUAUCCUACUUUCACUAUCCUCUAGCCGUACUGUAAUGCUCCCACGCUCAUCUCGUCCGACAAGUGCAUUGUGAAUUGAAUUCAAAAUGCAAAACGAAGUUUUCGAAUUAUAUGUAGCUUUAAGCAUUAAAUCUAACGAAUUAUUAACAGUUUUUUAUUUUUAUUUUAUUUCUAUUGAUUUUACUGUUAUAAAAACUACAUAUUACGAAUUUAAAAGUAGUCCCAAAACUCGUAUUAUAUGUGUGUACCUUAAUAUGAACAAUUAUUUGUCCAAAAUGUUAGA